AUGUUUCGCGUUUGCCGUAUCAGCUGCAUGGCACCGUGUGCCGUGCUGUUCAACAAAGGAAAGGUGAUUUCUUGGAUGUCGGGCCGCGGCUUCGGUUUCAUUGAGGACGACGCCGACAAGAAGCAGCACUUUGUGCACUUCUCCGCCCUCCAGACGGAGACCGGCGGCUUCCGCGCCCUCACGGUGGGGCAGGAGGUGGAGUUCGAGGUGGCCUCGCAGGACGGCCGCACGCGGGCGGAGAACGUCACGUCCCCGGGCGGGGCGAAGUUGCCGUCUGGACCGCGGCCCCCGGAGGGGAUGGGCCGAGGACGCGGCGGCGGCCGGGGCGGUCGGGGCGGUGGCUUCGGCGGCCGCGGCGGUAACCGCGGCGGUGAUGGGCACCACGGUGGCAACAACCAGAGCUUCAGCGACGACUUUUAA
Molecule: messenger RNA, 420 nt
Organism: Trypanosoma theileri
Lineage: Eukaryota; Euglenozoa; Kinetoplastea; Trypanosomatida; Trypanosomatidae
Product: mitochondrial RNA-binding protein
Exons: 1
Coding region: 1-420 (139 amino acids)
Molecular function (GO): nucleic acid binding
Source: RefSeq, a predicted model, not a curated record